UCAGUCCCGCGACCGGCGCCCGGCGCGCAGCGGCUGGGAGUGUCCCGGAGUCGGAGCCCCGACGCUCUGCGCACGCAGUGCCCGCCGCGUCCCGGGAAGACAUGGGGGUGCCCGGCUGAGCGCCCAACCCCGCCGCCGAGACCCGAGCGCCCGAGCCACCGUCCCUCCGGCUGCGGCCCCGGCACGCACGGCGAUGGCGAAGGCGACGGCCGGCGCCGCGGGGCUGCGGUUCCUGCUGCUGCUGCUGCAGCUGCUUGGGGAAGCCGCUCUGGGACUCUACUUCUCCAGGGACACUUACUGGGAGAAGCUGUACGUGGACCAGAAGGCGGGCAUGCCCCUGCUCUACGUGCAUGCCCUGCGUGACCUCCCCGAGGAGGUGCCCAGCUUCCGGCUGGGCCAGCACCUCUACGGUGCCUACCGCACGCGGCUGCACGAGAACCUCUGGAUCCGCAUCCAGGAGGACACGGGCCUCAUCUACCUGAACCAGAGCCUGGACCACAGCACCUGGGAGAAGCUCAGCAUCCGCAAUGGAGGCUUCCCCCAACUCACUGUCUACCUUCACGUCUACCUGUCACCCACAUCCCAGCGGGAAAGCGAAUGCCAGUGGCCGGGGUGCGCCCGAGUGUACUUCUGCUUCAUGAACACCUCCUUCCCCACGUGCGAUGGCUUUGAAGUCAAGGAUCUCUGCUUCCCCCCGUCAGAUCUCUCCUUCCGCAUCCGGGAGAACAGGCCCCCGGGAACCUUCUAUCAGUUUCGCCAGCUGCCCGUGCACUCCCUGUGCCCGAACAUCAGUGUGACUUACCAGCUCCUGGAAGACAGCAGACCCUUCCGCUGCGCGCCCGACAGUCUGGAGGUGAGCACGCGCUGGGCGCUGGACCGCGAGCAGCAGGAGAAGUACCAGCUGGUGGCCGAGUGCACCGUGCGCCUGGGCUCGCUGGAGAAGAAGUUAAUGGUGCCCUGCCCCGUGGUCGUGUACGACGAGGACGACUCGGCGCCGGCCUUCCUCGGGGGCGUGGACACCGCCAGUGCCGUGGUGGAGUUCAAGCGGAAGGAGGGCACCGUGCUGACUACACUCCGCGUUUCCGAUGCUGAUGUGGUGCCGGCAUCUGGGGAGCUGCUGAGGCGCUACACGGCCACGCUGCUGUCCAGCGACCCCUGGGUCCUACAGACCUUCCGCGUGGAGCACCUGCCCAACGAGACCUCAGUGCAGGUCAACGGCAGCUCGGUGCGGGAGACCCUGCACGAUUACAGGCUGGUUCUCAACCGCAGUGUCCCCAUCUCGGAGAGCCACACCCUACAGCUCACUGUGCUGGUCAAUGACUCGGACUUCCAGGGCCCAGGGGAGGGCAUCCUCCUGCUCCACUUCAACGUGUCCGUGCUGCCCAUCAGCCUGCGCCUUCCCAGCCCCUACGCCUUCACUGUCAGCAGGAGGGCCAGCCGCUUUGCCCAGGUUGGAAAAGUAUGUGUGGAAAACUGCGGGGAGUUCAGCGGCAUCCACGUGCUGUACAAGCUCCAGGCGGCCAGCGCCAACUGCAGUGCCCUGGGCGUGCUCACCUCCGCCGAGGACUCCUCAGGGCUCCUGUUCGUGAACGACACUGAGGCUCUGCGGCGACCCGAGUGUGCCCAGCUACAGUACACGGUGGUGGCCGCCGACCGCGCCACCCGCAGGCAGACCCAGGCCACGCUCACGGCCACCGUGGAGGGGACGUAUGUGCCUGAGGAGCUGGACUGCCCCAGGUCGUGUGCAGUGAGCAAGCGGCGGCUGGAGUGUGAGGAGUGCGGCGGGCUGGGUGCUCCGAGUGGCCGGUGCGAGUGGAGGCAGGGAGACGGCAGAGGGAUCACCCGGAACUUCUCUACCUGCUCCCCCAGCAUCAAGACGUGUCCCGAUGGCCGCUGCGAUGCCGUGGAGAACAGAGACCUCAACAUCUGCCCCCAGGACUGCCUCCGGGGCGGCAACAUCGUUGGUGGGCAUGAGCCAGGGGAGCGUCGUGGCAUCAAAGCCGGCUUUGGCAUCUGCAACUGCUUCCCAGACGACAAGAAGUGCUUCUGCGAGCCGGAGGACAGCCAGGAGCUGCUGUGUGACGAGCUUUGCCGCAUGGUGGUCGUGGCGGCCGUGCUCUGCUCCCUGAUCGCGUCGGUGCUGCUGGCCAUCUUCUGCAUCCAUCGCUUCCACAAGAACGCCCCCAAGCCGCCCAUCGCCUCGGCCGAGAUGACCUUCCGCCGGCCCACCCAGGCCUUCCCUGUCAGCUACUCCUCGUCCGGCGCCCGCCGGCCCUCGCUCGACUCCAUGGAGAACCAGGUCUCUGUGGAUGCCUUCAAGAUCCCGGAGGAUCCAAAGUGGGAAUUCCCCCGGAAGAACUUAAUUCUUGGGAAAACACUGGGAGAAGGCGAAUUUGGGAAAGUGGUCCAGGCAACGGCCUUCCGGCUGAAAGGCAAAGCGGGCUACACCACAGUGGCCGUGAAGAUGCUGAAAGAAAACGCCUCCCCAAGCGAGCUGCGGGAUCUGCUGUCCGAAUUCAACCUCCUGAAGCAGGUCAACCACCCCCAGGUCAUCAAGCUCUACGGGGCCUGCAGCCAGGACGGGCCGCUCCUCCUCAUCGUGGAGUACGCUAAGUACGGCUCCCUGCGGGGCUUCCUCCGGGAGAGCCGCAAAGCGGGGCCAGGCUACGUGGGCGGCAGCAGCAGCGGGGGCAGCCGGGGCAGCCGCAACUCCAGCUACCUGGACAACCCGGAUGAGCGGGCGCUGACCAUGGGCGACCUCAUCUCUUUUGCCUGGCAGAUCUCUCGGGGCAUGCAGUACCUGGCCGAGAUGAAGCUCGUUCAUCGGGACCUGGCGGCCAGGAACGUCCUGGUCGCUGAGGGCCGGAAGAUGAAGAUUUCAGAUUUUGGCCUGUCCCGAGACGUCUAUGAAGAGGACUCCUAUGUCAAGAGGAGCAAGGGCCGGAUUCCAGUUAAAUGGAUGGCGAUCGAGUCCCUCUUCGAUCAUAUCUACACCACCCAGAGUGAUGUGUGGUCCUUCGGGGUUCUGCUGUGGGAGAUUGUGACCCUGGGGGGCAACCCAUACCCUGGGAUCCCUCCGGAGAGGCUCUUCAACCUUCUGAAGACGGGCUACCGGAUGGAGCGACCUGACAACUGCAGCGAGGAGAUGUACGGUCUCAUGUUGCAGUGUUGGAAGCAGGAACCAGACAAGAGACCUGUGUUUGCUGACAUUAGCAAAGACCUAGAGAAGAUGAUGGUGAAGAGCCGAGACUAUUUGGACCUGGCUGCAUCCACACCUUCUGAUUCCCUGCUUUAUGACGAUGGUCUCUCGGAGGAGGAGACACCCCUGGUGGACUGUAAUAAUGCUCCCCUCCCUCGAGCCCUCCCUUCCACGUGGAUUGAAAACAAACUCUAUGGCAUGUCAGACCCGAACUGGCCUGAAGAGAGUCCUGUACCACACACGAGAGCCGAUGGCACUAACAGUGGGUGUCCACGCUAUGCAAAUGAUAGUGUUUAUGCUAACUGGAUGGUUUCACCCUCAGCGGCACAGUUAAUGGACUCGUUUGAUAGUUAACAUUUCUUGGUGAAAGGUAAUGGACUCACCAGGGGAAGACGCGGGCUUUUUACACUGGCUGGUGAUUUUCCCUCCUAGCAGACCUAGUGCACCGGAUGAGCAUCCUGAGUCCAGUGUGGAAGUGUGCCCUUGCCUUCACGCUCAGCCGUGCCCAGUGUGGGUCUGUGUUUGUUGUAACUGCCGUGCACUCUGCCCACAAGCCUGGGGACCCAAGUCCCUACCUGAACUGUUUGAUUUCUCUGGUUGCCACCCAACAAGGCAACACGAUUUCAACAUGAAGCACAUACACACAAAGGCAGCAGGAACCAGAUGGAUUCCAUCCCCCGGUCUGUGCAGCAGAGGUGGGAAAGGCCUGAAGGGGUGCCCUAGCCCUGCCCGGCCUGGAGGGAUAGAAGGGCCGAGGAAAUGGGUUUCAGCUCAGCCUUGAAAUCCUUAGAAAUAUU
This is a messenger RNA of Sorex fumeus (smoky shrew), 3996 nucleotides long. It is a transcript of the gene RET, whose product is annotated as ret proto-oncogene. Gene Ontology annotation, biological process: positive regulation of kinase activity; cell surface receptor protein tyrosine kinase signaling pathway; homophilic cell-cell adhesion. The transcript has 20 exons. Gene Ontology annotation, molecular function: transmembrane receptor protein tyrosine kinase activity; calcium ion binding; ATP binding. The coding region runs from base 194 to 3553 and encodes 1119 amino acids. Gene Ontology annotation, cellular component: membrane; axon; signaling receptor complex. The record is from RefSeq and is a predicted model, not a curated record. Lineage: Eukaryota; Metazoa; Chordata; Mammalia; Eulipotyphla; Soricidae.